AUGGAAUCUCCUCUAGUGAUCGCGAUUAUAUUAAUUUUAACUUUUGCAUCAGUCAAUUCAAUAGCCAUUGAUGAUUUUCAUUGUAAAGUCCCAACAUGUCGAGAUUUUCAUUAUGGUUUGAUAAAACAUCCGCAACAUAAACAUUAUGUUGAUGUAUGUUAUGAUACUGUAUAUGCUUUACAAAGUAUUCCAGCUAAAUACGGUAAAUGUAUUGAUAACAAGACAGGAAAACUACAUCCACCUUGUAUUUAUGCUUUGGCUAAUACAAUAAAAGGUUGUAUUAAUGAAUUGAAGGAAUUACCUGAAAACAUAGCUAAAUUUUAUUGUGGAUAUACACUUAUGAAAUAUUGUGCAGUACAUGUUGGCCUUGAUCACAUUCCGCUUAAAUUAGAUUAUAAGAUAUAG
Rotaria sp. Silwood1 is the source of this 405-nucleotide messenger RNA. NCBI's taxonomy places the organism in Eukaryota, Metazoa, Rotifera, Eurotatoria, Philodinida, Philodinidae. The record is from the annotation of a GenBank genome assembly.